GCACCUCCAAUAUUUCCACGAACUACCAAAAAUUGCGAUUCUCACAGUAAACAAAAAUAUAAAGAUGUAAAUUGUGCAACGCCUUUGGUGGGGUACAUUUAACAUUUUGACAGGCGAUGGCCUUAAAACAUGUCAUUAUAGGCGGUGGAACCGGCUACAUAGGCUCUGCACUGGCAUUUGCAUUGAGAGCUGAAGGAGCAAGUGUUAAUAUUAUUUCCAGAAAGCCUAACGGGUCUCAUCAAAUUUCCUGGGAUGAUGUUAAAAAAAAUGGCCUUCCCAAGGAUACGACAGCUGUGAUAAAUGUGACUGGUCAGAAUAUCCUGGAUCCUAUUAAAAGAUGGAACAAGGAUUUUAAGGCAGAAGUCUGGGAUAGUCGAGUUAACAGUACAAAGACUCUAGCAGAGGCAGUAAAUAAUUCUGGAGCUUCUGUAUUCACAACGAUUUCUGGAGUGGCUUAUUACAAACCUAAUGAUAAGGAAUGGACCGAGGAUGAUGCAUGUGAAACGUAUGAUUAUCUUUCAGAACUUUGCCAUGAGUGGGAGGCAGCUGGAGAACUACCGAAGGACAGCCCAUGCAGGAAAGUGACGGUUCGUUCUGGAGUUGUUUUGGGAAGAACUGGAGGAAUGAUUCAACAGGCUUUUAUCCCAUUUUUUUUGGGCCUUGGCGGACCAAUAGGGAAGGGCACUCAACCUAUGCCUUGGGUGCACAUUGGGGAUUUGGUGAAUUUAUUCAAAUUUUCUGUGGAAAAUGAGAAAGUCACUGGAAUAUUGAAUGGAGUUGCACCUGAGAUAAUUACGAAUAAAGAGUUUACCACGACAUUUGCAAAAGCUCUUGGACGACCGGCGGUGAUUCCUCUCCCAGAAUUUGUCGUGAAUGGUAUUUUCAGUGAAGAACGAGCAAAGAUUGUCUUGGAGGGGCAGAAAGUGAAGCCAAAACGAGUUUUGGAGUAUGGGUUUCAGUACAAAUACCCAACAAUUGCAAAAGCCUGCGAGCAAUUUGCAGUUCUCUCACCAAAAACAGCUUAUUAAACCCCAAAUCUUAUAAUCAUUGAUAGAAUAAGAUAGAAUUCCUAUUUUGUACGACUAGUAAUUGUCUCCAUUCCCAAAAAUUUCUUUUCGAGUGCAGAAGUCAUGGGAAUUCGUGAAUAAAUUCCUGUGCAUUCUUGAAUUAUUGCAUAACUAAAAUGUGAUGAUUAAUUCCAUUAAAAAUUCCACCUUCGCUUACAAAAUAGUCGCAAGAUAAUCUGUAAUAAAAUAGUGUCCGCUUGUC
Fopius arisanus is the source of this 1269-nucleotide messenger RNA. Its product is annotated as epimerase family protein SDR39U1. The record is from RefSeq and is a predicted model, not a curated record. The transcript has 6 exons. Lineage: Eukaryota; Metazoa; Arthropoda; Insecta; Hymenoptera; Braconidae. The coding region runs from base 117 to 1028 and encodes 303 amino acids.